UAUCCCCCCUGGAUCAAGUUAAGUUUGUUGUGCGAUGGCGACGACCGCAUCGUGUCCUCCUUCCGUUCUCCUCCCCACUCGCACCACCGCCGCCGGAGCGCGGUUGACUUCCGCCCACGGUAGCAGAGCCGCCCACGCGGUCACCACCAGCGGCGCCGCCGCCGCACGACAACCGUUAGCAAUGGGCAUGGCGAGGGCCCUGCUGCCGCAGCGCGCGCCGCUGCUCCGGCGGCUCCUCAUGGCCGGCGCGCUGGCCGCCUCCUGCACCUGCUUCCUCCUCGUCCUCCAGGCGCAGGCCUCCGUGCCGCCGCGCUACGACGGCUUCGCCUACGGGGUCGGGGCCGCCGCCUGGAAGGACGCCGUCCUCGUCGAGGCCUUCCUCGACCCGCUCUGCCCCGACAGCCGCGACGCCUGGCACCCGCUCCGGCUCGCCGUCGAGCGCUACUCGCCGAUGGUCUCCCUCAUCGUCCAUCCCUUUCCUCUCCCGUACCACACCUAUUCAUACCAUGCCUGCCGUGCACUUCAUAUAGCUAACAAGUUGAAUUCGUCAUCAACCUAUCCGUUGCUGGAGCUGUUCUUCAAGAAUCAGGGAAAAUUCUCCAACCGCGCGACAUCGUCAAUAUCGAGCACUGCUGUGACCGGCGAGAUAUCGAAGAUGGCGGCCCAGGCGGUGGGUAAUUCAGUCUCCGAGUUCCAGUCGGGUUUCAGCGACAUGAGGUCGGACAUGGCAGCGAGGGUUUCUUUCAAGUACGGGUGCACGAGAGGGGUGGCUGGCGCGCCGUUCUUCUUCGUGAACGGCUUCCUCCAGCCCGGAGGCGGGUCGCCCAUCGACUUCAGCACGUGGACCAGCAUCCUGGAGCCCCUCGUCGCGCAUCACGGCCAGACCAUCGAGAUGUUCACUUCGGUGUAAUGUAAGCAUUGCAAUCGCCUUUUAUAUGUUUGGAACCAAAGGAUGGCUAUUGUACAGACAGCAGCCCUGUGUGUGUAAACCGGUCGACAGUAGUAUUUUGUUCUUCUAUGGAACCCCGCUCCCAGAUGAAAACAGUGUAUACUCUUGUUUCGUUUUGGACGUAGAUUGAUGGGAAAUCAGUUUCGUUUUCUGUGUUGCUAA
Triticum dicoccoides is the source of this 1111-nucleotide messenger RNA. RefSeq lists its product as uncharacterized. The coding region runs from base 35 to 910 and encodes 291 amino acids. The record is from RefSeq and is a predicted model, not a curated record. The transcript has 4 exons. Gene Ontology annotation, molecular function: oxidoreductase activity. Lineage: Eukaryota; Viridiplantae; Streptophyta; Magnoliopsida; Poales; Poaceae.